AUGACGACCACUCAAGCGAAGCAGAACCCGAUCAUGACUGGACUCGGAGCCGGCUUCGACAUGUUUGAUCGCAUGCCUCUCUGGCAGAAACGGACCGCUGGCUAUGCCUGGCUAGGCCUCACUGCCUUCGUUUUUCGGCGGGCUCACUUGGCCGGCGUAUUGCUGCCCCUGGUCAAGCCGGAACCGCUCACCCGCCGGAUGAAGGUCUGGAGUACUGCCGCUAUUGGAAUAGGCAUUUUGACACACAUACCCGUUGGUCUGGUCCUGGAGAGUGCACCUCAUCCCGGCGAGACUUUGGCGGACUUUCUUGCUUCCAGGAAACCCCGCGUCGUCGCCUGCGCCACUUUGGGCCUCGGCACCUUCAUCCUGCGCCGCGUCAACCUCAUUGGCGGCAUCCUCCCGUGGUCUUAUCCGCUUCUCAGUCGCAUCGGAGAUGGUUUCUGGCUUGCUGCGGCUCUAGGCUAUGCCGGUCAGUGGCUUGCCCCCCGCCUGGCCCCGGCACCCGCGCUGAUCAUGAUCCAUCCAGCCUUCCUGCCGUACCAGCUCCGCCGUGCUCUGCAGGCCGUCCCUCACCCCGGGGAGUCGCUGUAUGAUUUCCUAGCAUCCAAACGUAUCAAGGCAUCCACAAUAGCCCGCGAUGUGUCCUUCGGGGCCAUACUCGCACUCAUCUCCGCCAAGCCUCUCGCUCAACUAGGUGUGUUCCGGUAUGGCCGCCUUCGCAAUGCUGUAGCAGGGCUAGCCUUCGCCGGGUUCUGGGCGACGGUACACGCCACGUUCCUCAGGGGCGAGACGACCUGGCAGCACCACUUUGGAGAGAUGGAGGACGCGCAUAGAGGCUGCGCGCGGUUUGGCGAGUAUCAGGAGCCAUUGCGGAUUGCGGUGCCGAUCGAGGCUAAUUUUCCGAUGUUGGCGUUGAGGGUGUACAUUUGA
Molecule: messenger RNA, 930 nt
Organism: Dioszegia hungarica
Lineage: Eukaryota; Fungi; Basidiomycota; Tremellomycetes; Tremellales; Bulleribasidiaceae
Exons: 6
Coding region: 1-930 (309 amino acids)
Source: RefSeq, a predicted model, not a curated record